Messenger RNA from Hippoglossus stenolepis (Pacific halibut), 2327 nucleotides. RefSeq names its product phosphodiesterase 9ac (gene pde9ac). NCBI's taxonomy places the organism in Eukaryota, Metazoa, Chordata, Actinopteri, Pleuronectiformes, Pleuronectidae. Gene Ontology annotation, molecular function: 3',5'-cyclic-GMP phosphodiesterase activity. The coding region runs from base 230 to 1783 and encodes 517 amino acids. The record is from RefSeq and is a predicted model, not a curated record. The transcript is spliced from 19 exons. Gene Ontology annotation, biological process: cGMP catabolic process.
AUCACUUCCACCUUUGCUCGUGUGGGUUUGUGUGUGAGGGCGUCUGCAUGUGAGUCAGCUGCAUCCUCAGCACCUGGGACAUUACCUCCAGUCUCCACAGGGGAAACUGCAUCGCUGACUCUUGUUGGUUACUCCAGGAUAAGACCCUGUUUGUUAGCUGUCCAGGUUGGUUGGUCAGGGAUCCGAGCCAAAUAUCUCUGGGUGUGUAAGAGAGGAGAGGGAGGUUGACAUGGGCUCCAGCUCCUCCUCCUAUGCCCCCAAAACCAUUUACCUGGAUGUGGAUGGCAAGGUGCAAAAGGUGGUGUUCAGUCGGCACUGCAGUCCGUAUGACAUCAAGGAGCUUCUGUGUUCCUCGUCCAACAUUCCCAGGAACACUGCCAUCAUGAUGGUGGAUCCAGAAGGUGCCAUGGUCUCCAUUGACCCCACCAUGCCCACCAACUCUCCAAGCUCUUUGUACAAAGUCGUCCCUCUGCCUACUGGUCAACUCGGAGACAAGGAGGACAUGUUUCAGAACGUCUUGUCCCAGGUGGCUGAGCAGUUCAGCAGAGCCUUUCGCAUCAACGAGUUGAAGACUGAGGUCACCAACAGGCUCGCCAUGCUGGAGAAGAGAGUGGAACUGGAAGGCUUGAAAGUGGUGGAGAUUGAGAAGUGUAAAAACGACCUGAGGAGGCUACGAGAUGAGAUGACUUCGAGAGGUGCCGGCAGAGUGAGCUGUCAGUGCAAAUACAACUUCGACGAUGGGAAGAAGGUCACUCCUCGACGAGAUGUCCCCAAUUACCCAAAGUACACACUGUCUCAGGAGACCAUAGAAGCCCUGAAGAAGCCAACUUUCGACGUGUGGCACUGGGAACACAACGAGAUGCUGAGCUGUCUGGAGUACAUGUACCAUGACUUGGGGCUGGUGAAGGAAUUCAACAUGAACCCUAUCACACUCAAACGCUGGCUGCUGGGGAUUCAGGAGAACUACCGUAACAACCCCUUUCACAACUUCCGUCACUGCUUCUGCGUGAGCCAGAUGAUGUACGGCAUGAUUCACCUCUGCAACCUGCAGGAGAAGCUGACUCUCACAGAUAUGGGCAUUUUAAUGACAGCUGCAGUGUGCCAUGACCUGGACCACCCCGGCUACAACAACACGUAUCAGAUCAAUGCCCGCACAGAGCUGGCAGUACGCUACAAUGACAUAUCUCCGCUGGAGAACCACCACUGUGCUGUGGCCUUCCAGAUCAUUUCUCUUCCUGAGUGCAACAUCUUUGCAAACGUGGAUCCUGAGGCUUACAAACAGAUCCGACAGGCCAUUAUCACCCUCAUCCUGGCCACUGACAUGGCCAGACAUGGAGAGAUACUAGACUCCUUUAAGCAAAAAGUGGACAGCUUUGAUUUCACCAAUGAAGAGCAUGUGACAUGUCUGAAGAUGGUUUUGAUCAAGUGCUGUGACAUUUCCAACGAAGUGAGGCCGACUGAGGUGGCUGAGCCAUGGGUGGACUGUCUACUGCAGGAGUACUUCAUGCAGAGUGACAGAGAGAAGUCCGAAGGUCUCCCCGUGGCUCCCUUCAUGGACAGAGACAAAGUCACCAAACCCACCGCUCAAAUCGGAUUCAUCAAGUUUGUCCUCAUUCCGAUGUUCGAGACGGUCAUGAAGCUGUUCCCUCAGAUCGAGGAGAUCAUGGUUCAGCCUCUGAGAGACUCUCGCGAUCACUACGAGGAGCUGAAACAGAUCGAUGACGCCAUGACAGAGGGCACUUCUUUUGUGAUCCCUUUCAGGAAAGACUUUAACAAAACAUGAGCGAGGCCUUGAUGAAGACAUUCUGGGCUUCUUGCUGAAGAUGACACACUGAGCAGGAGGAAGAGGGGAAAGAGGCAGACUGCUCGGCUACACACUGAACUAUACUUAGGCAUCAAGGUGGCACAUCUUGAACUUUGACUUAGACUUUUUUGCACUGGAUGUAAAAGAGAGGGACCUGCUGACCUCUCUGCAUAUUUAUGGUGUUUAUGUUGUGCUCUCUUCCUAUAGCGCCUCAAGAGUUUGAAGGAUCAGUUUCUCUAAAAACAAAUCCUAAUUCCAGAUUGAUUUAUUGUGCAUUUGUGCAAAAAAAUAUACACAAAAGCUGCAGAAUUGGCCUCAUGGACCAAAGUUUCAGGAAAAUUCUACCAGCAAUAACGAACUUUUUUUAUUUCCUUCAGUUUUUUGUCCAGUAGAAAAAUAAAAAUGCACCAAAGUGGGAUGUUUUCACCUCACUGUAGCAAUACAUUUUCUCACUGACAUGGUGCACUGAGUGUUUUUCCAAGAAAAAUGCAGCUUUCCUUUUUUUUGUUCACACACAGCGGGU